CGCGUCUUGUGUUGGUUCUGAUAGAAAGCUUCGUCUUUCCUCCUUUCAGCCGAUUUUUUUUUUUUAACAACGUAAGCCUGCCCGAGAAUGAUGCGCAAAUUGUUCUGCCAACGAUACACGCAAAUGAGUUUGAUACCUGCAGCGAGGCGUAGUGAAGAGCAGACAUAAUUUUGACUUUGGAAACGAGGGAUGGGCCGGCAGUAUGCCACACAGGCCUCGCCGCCACAGUCGCAUUGCGUGUUUUGUGAUGGCUGCUGUGCUGGGUAACCUUUAUCUCAUAACUUGGCAAACAUAAUUUGUUACGCCAUGGGCGUCUCACAUCGCGCGGGGAUUCUCUUUGUGUUGUGUGCCACCACGGAAGCUGUUCAUUUUUUUUGACACACCUCAACCCUUCCAAGCCUGCUCGCGCUCACGACUUGCUCUCUGCGUCUGGUACCAUGGUGGCUUUUACAGCAUUCGACAUGGCUGAUGAGGAGUUUCAUGCCGCCGACGCCGGUGCUUCGGACGUCUACCCCAUGCAGUGCUCGGCUCUGCGCAAGAACGGCCAUGUCGUCAUCAAGGGCCGUCCCUGCAAGAUUGUGGACAUGUCCACCUCCAAGACUGGCAAGCACGGUCACGCCAAGGUCCACUUGACCGCCAUUGAUAUCUUCACUGGCAAGAAGCUCGAGGAUAUCUGCCCCUCCACCCACAACAUGAACGUCCCUAACGUUCGUCGUACUGAGUACGAGCUUGUGGACAUUGAUGAUGAGGGCUUCAUGUCCCUCAUGACCACCGAUGAGUCUGGUGACACCCGCGAGGACAUUCAGCUCGAUGAGUCCAGCGAAAUUGGUCAGGAGAUCAAGAGCAAGUUCGAGGAUGACAGCGAUGACAUCCUUGUCGUCAUCAUCCAGUCCGCCAUGGGUGAGGAGGCCCCCGUUGCCGUCAAGACCAGCAAGUAAAUGGCUUCAAUCUCGUAAAAGAUGGUGCUCGCGUUAGCGGGAACCAACUUGAGUCGUGCCUUUUUGUCCGUGCUUGAUCGUAGUGUCAAGCCGUUGUCUGGUUGCGUUUCUUUGCCGUGCCUUGCCUCUUUUUUUGUUUGGCUGGUGAUGGUUGGUGUCAGGGCUGCCGUGGUCACGUGCCAUGGCUGCCCGCGCCAUGAUGUGUGUGGUUGUUCCUCUUUUUUUUCCCUCAACGCGAUUUCCAAUCCCGGACCGUCAAGGCCGCGGAGGUCGACGCUUUCUU
Molecule: messenger RNA, 1221 nt
Organism: Monosiga brevicollis MX1
Lineage: Eukaryota; Choanoflagellata; Craspedida; Salpingoecidae
Exons: 1
Coding region: 438-938 (166 amino acids)
Biological process (GO): positive regulation of translational elongation; positive regulation of translational termination
Molecular function (GO): ribosome binding; translation elongation factor activity; RNA binding
Source: RefSeq, a predicted model, not a curated record